This is a messenger RNA of Culicoides brevitarsis, 1741 nucleotides long. It is a transcript of the gene pll, whose product is annotated as serine/threonine-protein kinase pelle. Gene Ontology annotation, molecular function: protein kinase activity; ATP binding. Gene Ontology annotation, cellular component: plasma membrane. Lineage: Eukaryota; Metazoa; Arthropoda; Insecta; Diptera; Ceratopogonidae. The transcript has 3 exons. Bases 45 to 1631 code for a protein of 528 amino acids. The record is from RefSeq and is a predicted model, not a curated record. Gene Ontology annotation, biological process: protein phosphorylation.
UGCGAUAACAAGUAGCUACUGAAAAAAACAAUAACAAACCCAAAAUGUCUCGUUUAACGACUCGAAAUGUCGAGUCAAAGGUAAUGUCAGAGCUCGCAGAGGCAGCUAAACUCCAAAAUACUGACUCCGAAUCAACUAAAACUGCUCCAGUCAAGAAAUACAGAGUCCAUCAACUCCCUUAUUACAUUCAUCAGACCCUUUGUCGUCAAUUGGAGGAAGUUAACGAACGAGAUCCGGAUUUUUGGAAGCGAUUUGCUGAAAUUUGUGGCUUAAAUUCGACUAAAAUUCAGGAGAUGGAAUACAAGCACAAAAAAGGCGAAAUUCCCUCGUUAAUUGAUGAAAUUAUCGGAAUUAUGGGUGAUCGAGACAAAUCUGUGAAUCAACUUUUCGUAAAUUUAGCGAGACUCAAACAACACCGUUCGAUGGAUGUCAUCAAGAAAUUCGUCGAACCCUAUUACUACAAAUAUUGCAAAACGGAAGAAGAAGCGUCCCAAAGUGUUCAAGUUCCUGAUAUUUCGGAUCUUUUGAAGAAUACAACCAUCCAAGAUGGCAUUCCCGUGAGCUUUGAACUCCCAUUAGUGCUUGACAUGCAAUCCUCCGAGGCAACUUCAACGCAAGAAACGAGCGAAACCCGUUCUGACACUCGUACAGACCCAAGUCUCGUGGCUCCGUCGUUCGUUUCAAGCGAAAUUGACAAGCGGGAAUUCGUUCAUGCCGUUCCUGAAGUGAAUUAUGACGAGCUUGCCGAAGCAACAGGCAAUUGGGAUCAAAAUAACGUUCUCGGAAGAGGAGGAUUUGGUACAGUUUUUCGUGGCGUAUGGAAAAAUACACAAGUUGCCAUUAAAAGAAUCGAACCGCGUGACAAAAACUCAUCAAAAGCUGAUUACAAGUUGGAAUUGAAGCAAAGUAUGAACGAAUUACGGUUUCUGAACUCGUGUCGGCAUGACAAUGUCUUGUCACUUUACGGAUAUUCGCUUUCUGGGCAACAUCCAUGCUUGAUUUAUCAACUUAUGCUCGGCGGAACACUCGAACAACGUCUUUUCUCGCCGAAUUCCUUGACGUGGCAACAAAAAUAUUGCAUUGCUCUUGGCACGGCGCGUGGUUUACAGUAUUUACACACUUUUAGGGACAAACCUCUAAUUCAUGGCGACAUCAAACCAGCAAAUAUCUUACUCGAUCAAUGCCUGACGCCAAGAAUUGGGGAUUUUGGGCUCACUCGAGAGUCGCAAAGUCAAAAACCCGUCGAAAUUUCACGAGUUUACGGCACAAGACCCUAUUUACCGGCGGAAUUUAUCGAAACAAAAUGCCUUUCGACGAAAAUUGACACGUACAGCUUCGGAUGUGUCUUGUACGAAAUGGCUACAAAACAAAAAGUCUUCGUUAAAAGUCGAAUUCCCACACAUUUGGUCGAGCUGAUGCGAAAUUACUUCAGCGAAAAGCUCUCUUACACGGAAAUUAUCGAUGCCACACAUCCCUUCGACCAAAUCGGGUCCUACAUUUUUUCGAUAUUGACGAAAUUGGGACAAGAAUGUACCGCUGCCGAUCCUUGCGAUCGUCCCGAAAUGCAACUUGUGUGUCGGAGGAUCGAAAGUUUCUUCCAAAAACCGCAGCAACAACCGCAGAAUGCUUAAAAAAACGAAAAUUUCCAUUAGAAUUAAGUAUUGAAAAUUUAAUCUCUGUAAAAAAAAUUAAAAUUAACAAUUUUUUUACACCAAAAAUGAAAGUUAACCAUCUCGAACGA